Caenorhabditis remanei is the source of this 417-nucleotide messenger RNA. RefSeq lists its product as uncharacterized. NCBI's taxonomy places the organism in Eukaryota, Metazoa, Nematoda, Chromadorea, Rhabditida, Rhabditidae. The coding region runs from base 1 to 417 and encodes 138 amino acids. The record is from RefSeq and is a predicted model, not a curated record. The transcript is spliced from 5 exons.
AUGUUGUAUGACUUGGACGAUCAUAACCUAUUCAUCACACCCAAAAUUGCCUACUUCCCAACCGCCAUGGGUGGCGCAUCAAGACACAUGAUGGUGAACGGAAGUAGUCACAGGAUUGCUGUAAAAAUCAAGUGUAGUGAUAACGAGUUAUUCCGUGUGUCACCAGUCUACACACUUCUUGAACCCGGUAAUGCGCAACGAUUACAGAUAGUUCGCGAUCCGGGGCCCCCAAAGACUGAUAAGAUAGUGGUUAUUUAUAAGACGACGUGUGCAAGCAGCGCGAGAGAUGCGUUCGAGUGUGAUUUGGGUGCUGAGAGAAAAGUGAUUGCCUUGAUAGCCAAGGAAGAUGUAACAAUGUCUAUCGCCCCAACCACCAACUUGAAAUCCAUUUUGAGACAAAGUGUUCAAAAAAGUUGA